UGUGAAAAAAAGAUAAAACUCUCACAUUAAUUGAAUAGAACUUUUUUUUUGAUUAUCUGCGAAUCAAGUCUCGCCAUUCUGUACAAUUAACUAAUUGAUUGUCAUUCAGAUAUUUUCACUCUAAUGUUACUGAACUGAUGGUUAUAAGUUUCCCAGAGAAAAAGUUUCUCCAACUAAUUUAGUUAAUCAAUCGUAAAUUCAAUGGAUCCAUCGGUCGCUGAUGUCGCUUACCUGGGAAUCAUUGAUUACCUUGUUCUUGGUGCUCUAUUUAUAUUUUCCCUUUUAAUUGGUGUUUUUUUCGCAUGGAAGGACCGGAACAAGGACACUGAUGAAUUUCUCAUGGGUGGACGAAACUUAUCCCCAUUUCCGGUCAUGUUAUCGUUAAUCGCUUCCUUCCUCUCAUCGAUAACGGUCCUUGGUUGGCCUGCCGAAGUUUAUUACAAAGGUUCACAACUAUGGAUAACUUUGCUAUCUUGUUAUACUGAAAUUUUCUUGACCAGUGAGAUAAUUUUACCGAUAUUUUAUAAGCUCAAUCUGACCAGUGUUAAUCGGUAUUUAUCGGAGCGAUUUGGAUCACCAGCAUUAAGGAUAAUUGUUUCAAUCAUCAGCUGUAUUGCGACUUUCCCAUGGCUUGGUGUUGUCUUGUAUGGACCAUCACUUGCCCUCGGGGCUGUUACCGGUCUCUCAGUUACUGCAAGUAUCUUAUUAUGUGGAAUCAUAUGCACGAUUUAUACAAGUUUGGGUGGCCUUAAGGCCGUUAUUUGGACGGAUGUACUUCAAUAUAUCCUAAUGGUUUUGGGUAUCGUUGUGGUUAUAAUCAAGGGGACAAUCGAUGUCGGUGGAGUGUCAGAAGUUUGGAGAAAAGCCGAUCUUGGUGGACGAUUACGAUUAUUUGAUUCCAAGAUUGAUUUUCACAAUUCACAUAAUCAAUGGGUUGUUCUGGUUGGUACAACAUUAGUUUGGACUGCUGGCCUUUCGACAAGUCAAACUUUACUCCAACGGACUUUGAGUAUGCCAACAUUGAAAAAGGCUAAAAUGGUCGUUUAUUUGGCUUUACCUGGUUUCCAAUCGAUGCAAAUUCUUGUGACAACUUUGGGUCUUGUGGCUUUUGCUUAUUAUUACGAUUGUGAUCCACUUCGUACAAACAAAAUUCAAGCUUCAGAUCAGUUGAUUCCCUAUUUUGUGGCCGAUCUAUUCUCAUCACGAUAUCCUGGUAUUCCAGGUCUUUUUGUGGCCUGUGUUUUCAGUUCAACCCUAUCAACAUUGUCUUCGGCUUUUAAUGCGAUCGCUGCAAUCAUAUGGGACGAUUGGUUACAAAGUUGCUUCCCAAAGGCUUCAUCAACAACCCAGGUCAUGAUAACCAAGAUAAUUGCCGCUCUUUCGGGUAUAUUGUGUAUUGGUGUCGCUUUCGUGGCAAGUCAAGCGGGUACACUUUUCGAGGCCUCAUAUUCCCUAAGUGGAUCACCAUUGGGACCUGCGUUCGCUGUUUUCAUCCUUGGUAUCUUUACAACCUUUUGCAAUGGACCUGGAAUGAUAAUCGGCUACAUAAUUGGUCAGAUCAGUUGUGUCUGGAUUGUAAUCGGCGGUCUUAUCAUUAAACGUCCUCACCUUGUAUUAGAAGUUACAACUGAAGGUUGUCCAGCCAAUAUGACAAUAGAUAAUCCUGGUUUACCAUUAUCGCAACUUCAUGAUUACAUUAUUCCUGAAUAUGUACCUGAAGGAUUAUCAAAAAUUUACCAUGUUUCUCAUUUCAUUAUACCAACAAUUGGUUUUCUCAUUACAUUGGUAACUGGAAUCAUUUUUAGUCUACUUACUGGUUCUAAUAAAGGGAAAUGUGUUAAUCGUGAUCUGGUAUUACCUUGUCUUUGGAAAUAUUGUUGUCCAUUAACUGACCAUCGAAAGUGUAACCAAUCGAAUAAAAAGAGACAAUCAAUGACCAAUCGAAAAGUGAGCGAAAAAAUGACCGAAUGUAUCCCAUUGAAAUCCUGAGAUUUUCACUGAUUCUAUCAAUUGUAUCAUCUUUAAAUAUGUAUUAACCAAUUUCUUAAUACCACAAUAAUUAACCUUUCGAAUAUCAAA
This is a messenger RNA of Panonychus citri (citrus red mite), 2079 nucleotides long. Its product is annotated as sodium-coupled monocarboxylate transporter 2-like. The record is from RefSeq and is a predicted model, not a curated record. The transcript is spliced from 6 exons. The coding region runs from base 202 to 1989 and encodes 595 amino acids. Gene Ontology annotation, biological process: transmembrane transport; sodium ion transport. Gene Ontology annotation, molecular function: symporter activity. Gene Ontology annotation, cellular component: membrane. Lineage: Eukaryota; Metazoa; Arthropoda; Arachnida; Trombidiformes; Tetranychidae.